AUGUCGAGGUCGUUAUUCAGUUGCUAUGGAACCCUUAUGAACCCGCGUAUUGCACUAAUGGUGUUGAAAGGGGAUGAAAGUGGAAACCCGGACCAACUAGAGUUUACGGAUGCCGUCUUAAAGAGCUAUCGACGGUGCAUGCUUAAGAACGCAAAGUAUCCCGCAGUAUUUGCGAGUGAGGGUCAUUCCGUAGAAGGAGUACUGAUCAGGAACCUCAGAGACUCCGAUCUGCAAUUUUUGGAUUGGUAUGAAGGAAGUCAAUUCGAGCGAAGGCCCGCCAACGUGGAAUGCGACGGUACUACUGUGGAAACGGAAUUUUACCUUUGGGUUGCAGCAAAUGAUGAAUUGCUGGAGAAUGACUGGGACGAUAGUUGGAUGAAUGACCCGGCCAUAGUCAAGGCCUACAUGAAGGAAGAACUAGAGUCUUUGGAAGAUGAGCCAUGA
Kuraishia capsulata CBS 1993 is the source of this 444-nucleotide messenger RNA. RefSeq lists its product as uncharacterized. The record is from RefSeq and is a predicted model, not a curated record. Bases 1 to 444 code for a protein of 147 amino acids. NCBI's taxonomy places the organism in Eukaryota, Fungi, Ascomycota, Pichiomycetes, Pichiales, Pichiaceae. The transcript has 2 exons.